AUGAUUGCUGAUAUAGACGAUUGCAUAAAUGCGGUUUGUUUGAACGGUGCUACCUGUGAGGAUUUUGUUAAUGACUACACCUGCCAUUGUACGCCAGGUUUCACAGGAACACAUUGUGAAAUAGAUAUAGACGAUUGCAUAAAUGCGAGUUGUUUAAACGGUGCUACCUGUGUGGAUUUAGUGAAUGACUACACCUGCCAAUGUACGCCAGGCUUCACAGGAACAAACUGCGGAAUAGAUAUAGACGAUUGCAUAAAUGCGGUUUGUUUAAACGGUGCUAACUGUGAGGACUUUGUUAAUGACUACACCUGCCAUUGUGCGCCAGGUUUCACAGGAACACAUUGUGAAAUAGAUAUAGACGAUUGCACAAGUGCGAGUUGUUUAAACGGUGCUACCUGUGUGGAUUUAGUGAAUGACUACACCUGCUGUUGUGUGCCAGGCUUCACAGGAACACACUGUGAAAUAGAUAUAGACGAUUGCAUAAAUGCGGUUUGUUUAAACAAUGGCACAUGUGAAGAUUUAGUGAACGCCCACACCUGCCAAUGUACGCCAGGUUUCACAGGAACAGUCUGUGAAUCAGUUUAUAAAGAUCCAUGUCUACCGGGGUGGACUCAUGACAGAAAUAGCUGUUAUCUCUACGUCAGCACUACAUUUAACUGGCUAUCGGCAGUUUCUCACUGCCAGUCCCUUGACCCGAACGCCUAUCUUGUCGAGAUAACAGAUGAUGCUGAAAACACACUUGUAUACACAAUAUCAAGUCUUUCCGAUGUUUGGAUUGGUUUAUCAGACAGGAUCUCAGAAGGCAAUUUUUAUUGGGAAAAUUCUGGAGACAUCUUAACAUAUAUACCAUAUGGCAUUAUGUACUAUACAGAAAGCGCUAGUAAAGACUGUGUUUUUAUGCACAUUGAACACUGGGACGCGGGCUAUUGUACAAAUUACCGACCUAUAGUAUGCGAAAUGCCAGAGCAGUAAAACGUGGAGACACAAUGGGACCAAGUCAAUGGAUGACUACUUUUACAUUUCAUAUACCUUUGUUUUCUUUAUUUCGUUAAAAUUAAUAUUUACAACACACUCUGUGUGAGCGGGCGCUUCGUGUUUACUAUUAUUUUCUAAAUGUUGAGGAAAUCGCUCCAAAAAAAAAAAAAAAAAGAAAUCUAUAUUUGGCUUAUUUCUGGAGUCAGAAAGGUAGCAAAGACAGUGUAAUGUUUGUAAGUAAUGUGCUGGAUUUGAAAAUGUAUUGCUUUUCUUUUCUUUUCAUGGGUUUAAUUGUUUUGGUUUUUUUAGAUGUUCAUUUUUAUCAUCUAAUUCAUUACUACUGCUCUGUUUACAAUUCUUUUCAACGGACCAUAUAUAGUGGGACGCUUGAAAAUGAACCAAUAAAUAACUUAAAAAAACCAUUUCUGUACCUACAAUCACAAGCAGUAGUCACGUGAUAUAUAGUUUAUUUGACUGAUAAGAAUUAUAAAUGUUUCAGAAGUUAACCUCUGAAAUAUAUAGGUCCUGGAUAUAAAGCAUUUCUACUGUUAUAAGUGUCCUCAAAGUCAGUGUAGCAAAAUGUCAUAGAGAAUAAUUUUCAUUUCUUGGCGUCAACGUGUAGAAUUUGGGGCGAAUCUAAUGUUCAGGAGACGAGUAGAAUUUAGGGCGAAUCCAAUGUUCAGGAGAAGAGUAGAAUUUAGGCGAAUCCAAUGUUCAGGAGAAGAGUAGAAUUAGGGCGAAUCCAAUGUUCAGGAGACGAGUAGAAUUUAGGGCUAAUCCAAUGUUCAAUUUGGGGCGAAGCCAAUGUUCAGAAGACGAACAGUUUUAUCUCAAUGAAAAAUAAUAUUGUUUAAUUAUCAUAUAAAUUUUGUUAUCAUUAUUUCAUGUGGGAACAUAUAGCAAAUAAAUUUAUGGGACAAAAA
Molecule: messenger RNA, 1898 nt
Organism: Ruditapes philippinarum (Manila clam)
Lineage: Eukaryota; Metazoa; Mollusca; Bivalvia; Venerida; Veneridae
Product: fibropellin-3-like
Exons: 10
Coding region: 1-972 (323 amino acids)
Biological process (GO): heterophilic cell-cell adhesion; establishment or maintenance of epithelial cell apical/basal polarity
Cellular component (GO): plasma membrane; protein-containing complex
Molecular function (GO): calcium ion binding
Source: RefSeq, a predicted model, not a curated record